AUGGCUACUGCCAACGUUCUGUACCCGUCGGGACCCGCCUUUGACUUGGACUACUUCUUGAACAAGCACUUUGAGAUUGUCGAGAAGCACUGGAAACCCCUCGGUCUUCAGAGCUGGGAGGUCGUUGUCUUGGAGCCCGGCCAGCAGUAUCAGAUUCAGGCAAUUCUCAAAUGGGACAGCCUGGAGUCUCUCGCCAAGGCAAAGCAGGGCGAGGCCGGUGCCAAGGUAUUGGGCGACAUUCCCAAUUAUACCACAGCCAAGCCGGAUAUUGUGGCCGGCAACAAAAGAGCUGGAAGGAGCAUGCUGUGA
This is a messenger RNA of Beauveria bassiana ARSEF 2860, 309 nucleotides long. RefSeq names its product ethyl tert-butyl ether degradation ethD. Lineage: Eukaryota; Fungi; Ascomycota; Sordariomycetes; Hypocreales; Cordycipitaceae. Bases 1 to 309 code for a protein of 102 amino acids. The transcript is spliced from 2 exons. The record is from RefSeq and is a predicted model, not a curated record.